AUGAGGAUCGCCACGAAGCGACUGUCCAAAGAGCUGCUCAAGGGCCUUCCCGAGGGCUUUUCGAUCAUCAAGGCGGACGACUUUCAGGAGUGGCAGUUCUCGAUAGAGGUGCUUGGCAACAGCCUGUAUCAGGGCGACAGGUUUGCGCUCCGAUUCCGCUUCUCAGAUACGUACCCCAUGGAAAGCCCCGAGGUGGUGUUCAUGGUCACAGACGGAUACAAGGCGCCCGUGCAUCCACACGUGUACAGCAACGGCCAUAUCUGCGCCUCGAUCUUGGGCAGCGAAUGGUCGCCGGUACUCAACGUCAGCUCGGUGCUGCUCACGCUGCAAAGCAUGCUCGCAAGCUGCAAACAACUCCAGACUCCGCCAGACAACGACGCAUACGUCAAGCGUGCACCGCUCUCGCCCAAGGAUAGCCGAUUCGUCUACGACGACGACACAGUGUAG
Moesziomyces antarcticus is the source of this 447-nucleotide messenger RNA. RefSeq names its product UBC-like protein. The transcript has 3 exons. The coding region runs from base 1 to 447 and encodes 148 amino acids. Lineage: Eukaryota; Fungi; Basidiomycota; Ustilaginomycetes; Ustilaginales; Ustilaginaceae. The record is from RefSeq and is a predicted model, not a curated record.